ACAGUCGGCUCUAAAGCACUUGAACUCUCAGGACUUGGCAAGCUGCUCAUUCACCUUCCUUUCUCCUGAAAGAAGUGCUCAUAUUAACCUGCGCUUCAGGAAAACCCUUUGGUUCCAAUCCAAGAAGUAAAUGGCACUCGAGUCUGAGGAACGACUAAGGACUAACUGACAAAGCUGGAGAGGAGGAGAGAGGGAGAGACAGGAAGAGGGAUUCCCCCACUUGUGCAGUAAACAGGAGAGAGGCUGGUGGCCUGUCAGAUUGCUGCAGCCAUGACAACAUCAGCUGGACACAACACAUGAUGCCUGAGCUCAGCUGAAGCUGUCCGUCCUCCUCUGGCCAUCCUCUCAUGGGGGAGGGAAAAAAAAUGAGUGUCACUAGAUGUCGGUCCAUCAACCUUUUGGCCAUCAUCCUACUCCUAUUUUCCUCUGCAGCUCUCUCAGCUCAUUUUCGGGUGUGUGAACCCUACACUGACCACAAGGGCCGGUAUCAUUUUGGAUUCCACUGUCCUCGUCUGUCAGACAACAAGACCUAUAUGUUCUGUUGUCACCACAACAACACUGCUUUCAAGUACUGCUGCAAUGACACUGAGUUUCAAACCAUCAUGCAGGUCAACCUCACAACCACUCUAGAUGGGUUUUCUCACAAUAACUACACAGCACUAGUUGGAGUGUGGAUCUAUGGCUUUUUCAUCAUGGUGCUGCUGGCACUGGACUUCCUCUACUAUUCAGCCAUAAACUAUGAAAUGUUCAGGGUUUACCUGGAGAAGUGGGGGCUUGGGGGGCGCUGGUUGAAGCAGGCUCGCAAUCAGUGGCAACGGCCUGAGCAAGAGGAGAGUCAGGGGCAGCCUUCUCAUCCUGGAGCUCUGUCAGGAUUAUCCCACUACCAACAACCACAAUAUCAAUCCCAGCCCAGACACAGCCUGAAGCCAGAAGCCCAGAGUCCGACACACACCGCACACAACACAUCAAUCGCCUGAGAUGCCUGAUGAUGGGAAAACAUCUGAGCAGAACGCUUGGAGGAAAAUAAAGUUUGUGCCUCAGUCCUUGGAGAAUAACCCUGUUGUUAGUGAAUGCUUGUUCAGGCGUGCAUCCCCUUCCAGCUGUCGCUCUUCAAGCACAACCAUGUCUAAUCAUCUGUUCUUCUGUAUGGAUUUCCCAUCAGAAUCACACAGAGAAACAGUAGAAUCACUGGCAUACUUGGUUCUGUUAUAAAAUCAGGUAAUUAAAGGAACUUCAUCAUAGACUGGAUUGAAGGAAAAAGCAAUGAUGAUGAUCAUAUGAACUGAACUGAACUUCAGGAAGAUCUAAUGAACUUACUGUAGAACACCUCUAUGUUUAAUAUAGAUUUAUUUAUAUUGUUGACACAUUGUUUAUGACUUAAUCCCGAAUAAUUACUGAAGUUGUGUGGUGCAACCAGCUUUUUUCAAUUUUACAUUAUUUAUGUAUUUUUUUAUUUAGGAAAUAUUAUGAAAACCCUAAAAGAAGCCACUGAAACAAUAUCAUUUCUGCAAAAGCAGCUUACUGAAGUCUGAACAUGGUACAUGUACAUAUUGUACUCCAUCAUAUGUGCAGUGUUUUCUUUUUUCUUUUUUAAGUAAUAUUUAAUUGUGAUGAAGCCAGCUAACAGAAAUUUGAGAGAUUUUCAGUUCCUGGACAGCAAAGAUGUUUACCAUUCCAAACAUGUAAACAGGUGUGAUCAUACUGUAAAUGUCAGCAUCAUGUACUGUAGGUUCAGUCAAUUGUGUUUACUUUGUUCAAAUUGUUAGAAUCGCUAAAACAUCAGAUGGAGGCCAUCUGAAAGCAGGUAAUGCUUUCAGUUAUUAAACUGUAUUUUUAUGUAGAUUUUUUACAUUUUUUUUAUUUAAGACUAGGAAAUUAUUUAAGGAGUGAAAGUAGCAGCUUCCAUUUGCAAUCAAUGUUUAACCAGUGAAUCCAUCAGUAUGUGUACUUAGUACUGCCUCAUCAUUGAUGUUUUAUUAAUAAGUUGGAGUUGUAAAAUGAACAUGAAUACAGCAUGCACUGCAACAUUAUGUGAAAAGAAAUAACAAGUCUCAUGGGAAAUGUGUGACUGAUUAGUUAAUGAUUGUAAUCCUGCAGUCUGUAAUUAUGGCAAAUACACUUAAAAAUGCCCAAUAUAGCUAAAAUCCUAUUACUUGAUUUCUAGAGUGGAACGGUAUCAUCUCGUAUUAUACUGUACCUUAACAUUCACUGCAAUGAUUAGCUGGCUGAGUAUUCAGGAGGAAGACAGGCAAAGAAUGAACAAUGGCAGAUAAAAGGAACAAGAUAGGUGAUGGGAAUUUAAUUGGAGAUGGGAGGCAAUUUAUAAUUCAUUGUGGUCUAGUACACAGACUGCUAGGCUGAUUCAAUCUAUAAACAUCAUUAAGUGUUCGGAUUGGAAUUCACCAAAUGUCAGGAUUUUUAAGGGAGUAGACAAGUCAUUAGGCUGAUAUUAAUAAAUUAAUAUUAAAUAAAUUAAUGUCAUUGGUUUACCACAAAGAGGAAACAGCCUCGCAUUAUUAUUUUCUGUUUAUUUAUUAACAAUUUUUUUUUCAAGACAACCUGUCUUGGCAAAUGUUGCCUUAGUAACUUUAUACUUGUACGCAGCAGCAGUGUAGCUACUGGUACCUUAAAGAAGGUUUGUGUGAUGUUCCACAUGUAUACCCACACCCACCCACAAAUGUGCAGGCAACAUUCUGCACUGCACCUGUGUUUUGCUGUUAGGUAGACUGUACAGUCUCUAUUUUAACUGUACUUGCGAUUGUUUACUUUGUACUGUUACUAAUGGGAAAAAUAAAGAUCUAUCUUUCCA
Clarias gariepinus (North African catfish) is the source of this 2809-nucleotide messenger RNA. RefSeq names its product shisa like 1b (gene shisal1b). The coding region runs from base 348 to 977 and encodes 209 amino acids. The transcript has 5 exons. NCBI's taxonomy places the organism in Eukaryota, Metazoa, Chordata, Actinopteri, Siluriformes, Clariidae. The record is from RefSeq and is a predicted model, not a curated record.